ACAAGAUAUAUAUCUUCUUUAGUUGUAUGCAAUAUUUAUACAAAAGACAUACAUAUACAAAAGAAAAAGAAAGUCUCCUCAUGGCUCAACCUUACAGAACUGCUUAUCAUUUCCAACCUCCCAAGAAUUGGAUGAAUGAUCCUAAUGGACCAAUGAUCUACAAGGGAAUUUACCAUUUAUUUUACCAGUACAAUCCUGAAAGUGCAGAAUGGGGAAACAUAGCAUGGGGUCAUUCUACUUCAACUGAUCUUGUCAACUGGACUAUUCAUCCUCCUGCUCUUUUGCCUUCAGAUACGUAUGACAUUAACGGUUGCUGGUCAGGUUCCGCAACAAUUCUCCAAGAUGGCACACCAGCUAUACUCUAUACCGGAGGCGAUUCACAAAAUGUUCAACUUCAAAAUCUAGCUGUGCCGAAAGAUCCAUCCGACCCUUACCUUGUCGAAUGGGUUAAAUCUCCUCAUAAUCCAAUCAUGACACCAAAUGAAGAGGAGAAAGAAUCGUUUAGGGACCCAACCACCGCGUGGUUAGGGCCUGAUGGGAUUUGGAGAGUUGUUAUAGGAAAUGAAAGAAAAAACAGAGGAACUUCUGUUUUAUACAAAAGCAAAGAUUUUGUUCACUGGACAGAAGCAGAGCGGCCUCUGCAUUCGUCCAGUGAAACUACAAUGUGGGAAUGCCCUGAUUUAUUCCCUGUCUUAAUUGACGGGGAAAAUGCACUUGACAUUUCGGAGAUUUUUUCAGGAAUAAAACAUGUGCUUAAAAAUAGCGUGGCUCGUUCUUUUGUUGAUUAUUAUACUGUUGGAGUGUAUGACCAUCACAACGAUGUGUAUACACCAGAUGAGGGAUCGGUAGACAAUGAAUCAGGAUUACGAUUGGAUUAUGGAAGGUAUUAUGCUUCCAAGUCUUUUUUUGAUAGUGAGAAGAAGAGAAGGAUCUUUAUUGCUUGGGUUAAUGAGUCUACAAGUAGGGAAAUCGAUUUAAUUAAAGGAUGGUCUGGUCUUCAGUCAUUUCCUAGGAAAAUUUGGCUGGAUAAAGGUGGAAAGCAAUUGAUUCAAUGGCCUGUCGAAGAAAUCGAAACCCUAAGGACAAACAAAGUUGAUUUACAAAAUAUAACACUCGAAGCUGGUUCAAAACGUGAAAUUUCUGGUGUCACUGCUGCACAGGCGGAUGUAGAAAUCUCCUUCUCAAUCCCAAUCGCGGUGCUUGAGCAGGCAGAGGUGUUGGAAUCAAGUUGGACAAAUCCACAAGAGAUGGCUAAAAAAAGUGGUUCAUCAGCGAACACUGGUGUAGGACCUUUUGGGUUGCUAGUUUUAGCCUCAAAUAACAUUGAAGAAUAUACAGCAAUAUUCUUUAGAAUUUUCAAAAAGAAUGACAAGUUUGUUGUGUUAAUGGGCUGUGACCAAAAAAGGUCAUCUGUGGGUCUUGAAUAUGAUAAAACCAAUUAUGGAGCCUUUUUGGAUAUUGAUCCUCUUACAGAAAAAUUAUCACUAAGAACUUUGAUUGAUCAUUCGAUAGUAGAAAGCUUUGGUGGAGGUGGAAAAGCUUGCAUCACAACAAGAGCUUAUCCUACUUUGGCCAUCAAUGAUAAUGCCCAUAUUUUUGUUUUCAACAAUGGAUCCCAACAUGUUGACAUCUCUACUUUGAGUGCUUGGAGUCUAAACCAGGCUCACAUCAACUGAAUCAUUAAUUAAAAAUGUAAUUUUUAAAAUUUUCAACCACCAAAACAUUUGGAGGUACAAAUAAAAGUGUUUGCCAUGUUGUUCAUUUUAUAGUUUGUUUGAAUCGUUUACUGCUCUUGCAUUUAUGAAACUACAAGUACAUACUUCCCCUUUUUUA
Molecule: messenger RNA, 1833 nt
Organism: Solanum tuberosum (potato)
Lineage: Eukaryota; Viridiplantae; Streptophyta; Magnoliopsida; Solanales; Solanaceae
Product: beta-fructofuranosidase, insoluble isoenzyme CWINV3-like
Exons: 8
Coding region: 27-1676 (549 amino acids)
Biological process (GO): carbohydrate metabolic process
Molecular function (GO): hydrolase activity, hydrolyzing O-glycosyl compounds
Source: RefSeq, a predicted model, not a curated record